UUGCUAUAGGAACUUGGAGAUCUCGGAGAAUUGGUUCCGGAUUGCACGCCGGGGACCUUUCACUUCUGGAACCGGUGGAGCGUCCGCCAUUUUGUGAGAAGCGGCGGGCGGAGGAGGUAGACCCAGGCCGGGACCAUGUCGUCGGUCCGGCCCCCAAAUGCUUUCUGCACCUUAUCUCCGCUCCAGUACCGCGUUCCUGGACGCUCAAUUGAGAUUUAGAAUUAGGGUUUCGAGAGGCCGGAAGCCCGAGGGCAGUUUAAAACCCUGUGUGUUCCGAACCGGCGUCUCCGCCAUUUUGCAGAGGCAGUAGGCGGUUGAUGUGAGUGGAGAGAUAAAGAGGCCGCUGCGAGUCGCGACAUUCGUUUCCCUGUUUUAUUUUCUGUGUCGUCGUCGUUGUCCGCGGAAGGACCGCCCCCUCGCCCAUGAGUGACGCGCGCUGCGCCGGUAAACCCGCAGCGCGCAAAAGCGGAAGUGAGCUUGUUUUGGAAAAGCGAGAGAAAUCCAGACUUCAAACGGUUUCCCUGGUUUCUUUAAAUCUUAGUUCUGUUACUCUCUGUGCCCUAUGGUAUUUGAUAGAGAGUAUUUGAACCAAGUGACAUGAAGAUGGAAGCAGCAGAGAAGGCAAACUUCUCAUCCCAGGAUGGUCUUGAACCUGAUGAUUCAGCAAAAGGUAUUGAGACAAAAAUUGAUGACACCAACAAAGAUGGUGUUGGGUCAUUUCAGAAAGAGACCUCAUCUGCUAAAUUGAGAAAAGAAGACCGUAACUGUCCACCAAAACUAAGUGUGGGCUCUGCUGAACCUUGUUUGUUGAUGGAACUUGGGCAAGACUCUUCCGAAUCCCAGCUUCCAUCUGCAGAUGGUGAUAAACAAACAACUGGCCGAACCUAUGAUAGCGACUCUUCAAAUCAGUGCAUGGUUUCUCCUUCUUCCAGUGGUCAUUUGGCAGACUCUGACACACUUUCAUCUGUAGAGGAGAAUGAGGCACCUCGGGCAAAUGUGGCUGUAGAUGAGGAUCCUUCAGGUGGAUCUGGUCCUGCGGUCGGCCGGAAAUCACGGCGAUCCAGGUCUGAGAGUGAAACGUCAACCAUGGCUCCUAAAAAGAAUCGCUCAUCAAAUGACAAACAAAAUGGCCGUGUGUCAAAAGUUAGAACCCAGAAACAAAAGGAACGGAUACGACUACUACGGCAGAAACGUGAAGCAGCAGCUAGGAAAAAGCACACGUUGCUGCAGGACAGCAGUACAAGUGAUAGUGAUUUGACGUGUGACUCCAGCACAAGUUCAUCAGAGGAUGAGGUCUCAGGAAAUGGCAAGAGGACGAUUAGUGCAGAGAUUCCAGCUGCCAACAAUCGUGCAGAGGGGACUGCAGGCACUGCCGCCCAAAUGGCCGGACUACUGGACAGUGGGAUAUCAUGGGAGCGGAACUGUAUCGGCAAUGUCCUCGAGGAAGCAAUGAAUUGCUUUGCUGAGAUGCAGCGGCAGACAGAGGAAAGAUUCCGGAUGUGGAUGGAAAAGCUGACCCGCUUAGACACUGAUGAGGACACAAAACAGCAAUCGCAUCGACAGGAGCUCAAAAUGCCAACAGGUGGCACAACAGUGCCAGCUCCUAAUCAGCCCAACGUGUUAAUGCAUCUGUCCAGUAACCAUACAAAUCCACAACAAUCAUAUCACCCCUACAUGAGCAACGAUCCAAAUACUGAUAGUACAGCACCAUAUCAAAUGGCUAUCAACAACAAUCCAACGACUAGGUUUCAGGAGAAUGGAAAUUCCUCUGGUCAGGAUCUCAAUCACUCAAAUCUUUAAGCAAUCAGAAAUUGAAAUAUUACAAUUAAACUCCCAAGCUAACCAGAGUUUUUGAAGGAAGAUCUUUUGGCCAGUUAGAUUUCUAAAUAUCAUAAUUGGGCAGCAAUGCAGUUUUUGUUAAUCUUAAAAUGGUUGUUAAUCUUUAAAAUUAUUGCUUGAAAUACUUUAAAGCCACAAGUCACCAUGAUAACUAUAACAACCUACCUCUGACUUUACCUUUAGUCACAUUGCAAGACAUAAAGACUUCGCUAAAUGUAACUGUUCUGUUAAUCAAAGUUUUAAAAUUUUAAUUGUCCAAGUUACAUUAACAGUUAAGUGAAAACUACUUUUAUAAUUUCAGGUUAUUUAAUAUGUUCAUAAAACACAGUUUGGUUCAAUCAUAUAAUGUUCUGACUUUGCGCAUCUGAGAUCAUCCUAAAUUGCAUGCAGUGACUGAUAAAAACCCAGAAAUGACCAUUAUACCUUGCCUAAUAAUUAAAAAACGGCGGAAUGCUUGCCAGAAGAUGCAGUUGCUGAUGCCCCACAUUUCCCUUUUUGUCUCCUCCUUCUCAUCCAUACAUCUCUUGUCUGCCUCCUUGUUCCCUUUGACCUUUUUUUGUUUUUUAACCCCCUCCUGUCCUCAAGAAAACUUCAAAGUUAUUGUUUUUGAGAAUCUAUGCUAUACAACUUGCUUUAUGUGUGAUGCUGUUAGGGUAGGAACUGAAUAUGCAGAUAGACGUUUGAAGCAUGUUUGGAAUGAAAUUCCAGUUUCUUCUCUUUUUAAACUAUUUUCAGUGCAGGUAAUGGAUAGGUGAAGCCUCUGAAGCUCCCACCACUUGGCACCAGUGUUACUGCAUGCUUAUUUGUUUUGCAUCCAUCAAAGCUAUGGUACACCAUUGUAAUCCUUCUUGUGAUGGGGCGCUUAAGGUAUGCUUAAAUAAUGAACAAGGAUUGUUAAUUGAUCAUUUCAGGACCUGGGGCCAUUUCUUUUGGAUUGCACCAGCAGAAAUGAUUAGUUUCAAGUCUAUUAAGCCAGUGACGUAGUGCCACCGUAUUGUGCUUCGUCUAUGCCAUGACACUAAUUUCCUGUAUAGUUGUAGAAAUUGAGCACAAUAGAAAUUUGUCACUGGUUUAGAAUACAUUAGCUUAACCAACUACUGCAAUACAUGCACCAACAAUUGGUCCAUCCUAAAGAAUCAAAAUAUCCUCUUGGCCUUGCACAGUUAGAUAAUUUGCUGGAUAAUGCUGAUUAUGUUCUGUUUGUCUCAUGAACAGUGUUAGAUUUAGUACAUCAUAGAAUAAUUCCACUAGGUCAGCUGAUCUGAAGAAACUUUGAUUUGUGUCUCUAGUUUACAGAUGCAGGUCACAAUUAGUUAUUAUCCUUGCCUGUCCAUCAUGUCCUGAAUCUGUGGAUAAAUGGUUUCUAAAAUUGAAAUCUAAUGUCCUUACCUGGAUAAAUGUAGAGGAUUCUUUCAAACCAGUUGAAAUAUAUUUCAAAGAAGCAAAAUAUUGGGAGUGCUAGAAAUCUGAAAUAAAAAUUGAAUAUCCUGAAAAUAUUCAGUCCAUUGACAUCAAUGAAGCAAGAAACAGUUGAUAUUUCAGGCCUGUGAUCUCCUGUUAGAAGAUUAGAAAUGCAUUUUAAGUUGGCUAGGUUCUAGCAAACGCCAGCCAUGAAAAAUAAUUUUUAAAAUUAUAUUAACUUUAAAUUUUGGAUCACAGCAGCAGAAAUAGAUAUGCACCUAGUAGAAUAAAUAAGGCUAGAUGCCAUUAAAAAGGGCAAUUGAAUAAAUUUUAAAAUUUUGAUUACUAAUAGCCAUUGCAGACGGAGUUAUUGAAUUUUAUGGCUUGUGUUAUAGGGUAGAUAAAGAUUCAUUGGAAAGUACAGCUUAUAACUUUGAGAUUUUGUGCAUACAGUACUUCGUUGGCAACUCAAAAUUAAUGAUUGCUUCACAAAAAUAUGCAUAUAAUAAUGUAGAAUAUUAUUCUAUAAAAGUUCCCACUUUUGCAUAGCAAUCAAAUUUAAAAUAAACACAUGCCUAAAUACCUUGAUGAAUUGGUUGAAAUAGUUAAAAUAAUACUGACGAGAAAUAUUUUAAGACCAGGAAUUGGAAGUUGAAAACUUAUGCAAAAGUGAUAUUCGGAAACUGUGAACAGGAGGAUUUUCUAGAUGAAUGGGCUACAUAGAACAUGGAAAAGUACAGCACAGUACAGGCCCUUCGGCCCACGAUGUUGAGCCUUGGAAUAAUCCUAAUCCAAAAAUAAAAUAACUUGACCUACAUUCCCCUCAAUUCACUGCUGUCCAUGUGCAUGUCCAGCAGUCGCUUGAAUGUCACUAAUGACUCUGCUUCCACGACUACCACUGGCAAACUAUUCCAUACGCUCACAACUCUCUGGGUGAAGAACCUCCCUGUGACGUCUCCUCUAUAUCUUCCUCCUAGCACCUUAAAACUAUGACCCCUCGUGGCAGUCAGUCCUGCCCUGGGGAAGAGUCUCUGGCUAGCGACUCUAUCCAUGCCUCUCAUUACCUUGUACACCUCGAUCAGGUCAUCUCUCUUCCUCCUUCUCUCCAGAGAGAAAAGUCCGAGCUCAGUCAACCUCUCCUCGUAAGACAAGCCCUCCAGUCCAGGCAGCAUCCUGGUAAACCUCCUUUGCACCCUCUCCAAAGCCUCCACAUCUUUCCUAUAAUAGGGCGACCAGAACUGGACACAAUAUUCCAAGUGUGGUCUCACCAGGGUUUUGUUGAGCUAAGAUUGACCAAAUGGCCAUUGUCAUUUAUCUUGUGUCUCAGUUUAUACAGGAACAUGUUUUGCAUUUGAUAACACAUUACCCCUCGGAUACAGAAGGUGUAAUAUUCACCAAGGACUUUUGUUCAAGAUUGCUGUCUGUUGACGCCCUUUGAAAUGCAUAUGUUAGCAUCAGGUCUGAGUGAAUUUGGCUUAGCUGUGAUAUUUUCCAGGGUUGCCAAGUUCACUGGUUUUGCGUACAAAGAAUUCCUCAUUGAUUGACGCUCAUGAUGGCAGCCUGCAGACACCUAUCCUAAAAUGAGUUGGUACUUUGAGAACCAGAAGAAGCAAUUUGGACAGAAAAACAGGUGAUGGGGUAAAGGAUAAAAUGCUUUGAAGUUCAAAAAAUAUUUUAGAUCUUCUCUCAGUGAAAUGACAUUAAUGUCAUAGGUUCACAGUAUUAGAUUAUCCUAAUGCUAGUGUCAUGGACGUAACGAAUACAUGUAUUUGAGUUUUACCUUUUAUAUGUCAGCAAGCCAUUUAUGAAUGUAUGCCAUUCUGUUAAACUGUUGCAAUUUAGAAUACUGAAGUUUAGGCAUAGUUACUUGUAGAAUCUCAAUGAAAGCAUGGAGUUUCGAAAAAUGUUUUCUUUAAAUAAUGCAGGGUAUGUUCUUUAUUCUUCAGAUUCACUCACACUCACUGAAGUAACUUGAAAUUCAGUAUUCCUGAGCUUUAUUUGAAAUGACCACGUGCCUAGCUACUUUAGUUUAUCCAUUGCAUAUACUAAAUUCAGUUUACAAAAAAAUAAAUUUUGUGUUAAUUCUUGGAUUCACACUUUCUGUCAGAAGUAAUACAGCUGAAAUGAACUAUAAAAUAAUCUUUAAUGGUGAUUACUAAUGCUGAAGCAUUAGAACAGAUGGAUUCCUGAGAUGUAAUAUAGCCAUGUUAGCUUUUUCCACCAGCCUCGAGAGAAAAGAUGAAGGAAAAGCAACUGUCUGGUAUUGUGAUAGCCCGCCUUUUCCAUUAGGUGUAAAAACAAAAGUCCCUUUGAGUGAAUUUUGGUGGACAAUCUUAGAAGAAGCUAUAAAUCCAAAAAAAAAGAGAUCUUUUAAAAUCUGUUACGUUCUUCUAAACUUUCUGAAUUUAAUUUUAUGCUUUUACUCAGCCUUCUAAAUUGCACUGUCUGUUUUCUGUUAUAUUGCAUAUCUGCUGUUCCUAAAAUUCACAGGGACGAUUUUGUGGCAGGGAUCUUGUUCUUAAACAGUUCUUUGACUUUUGCUGCCAAUUCACUGAACGUUUGCUGGUGACAUUCUCAACUGCUGUUUAAUAAAAUUGCUUUAUAUGGAAAUCUCCACGUUCCUCCGACAUUUAUGUGACUGUUACCAAUGAUUUUUUCCAUCAACAGGUAUCCAUCUCUAUUUAUGACUUCACAGUAUUAGGGAAAAUUAAAUAGGAUUAUUAGGAUAAACAAUUGAAAACAAACCUCUCCAACAGCCUUCUCUCCAAACCUAACCAAAAAAAGUGGAAAUAACACACAUGACAUGAAAUAUUUGAACAUCUUUUUGCUGAUUUAUUGCCCAUUUGAAGAAUUAGCAAGUGAUUUUCAUCUAAACAAACGUAAUAUUAUUGAAUGGAUAGGCACCUCUUUCCUGAUGUUCAUCCUCUCAUUUGAAUUUAGUGUGUCUUUAUAGGGGGAGAAACACAUCACCACUUCUUGUAUAUUUGGAGUGUACUAAAAUUUAACACUGCUCAAUUACACUGGAAAGACCAGUUGUUUUUAUCCACAAUUUUACUGAUGUUAAAAUGAUCCAGAAUGUGCCUGAAUUGAGUCUUUACCCUUAUUAUACUAAAUUUAACUCCAUGACUGCUAUAUUAUCAGGUGCUUCAUAGGCAGCCUGGGUUCUUCAUUGUUUUCCCCAGGUCCCCAGAGUGGUCAUGCCUUAGCAUAGGAUAGCUGGCAACUUAAUCUGCCAAGUGGAAUGUGCUAAUGACUCCAAUCAUUCUUUGUAGCUCGGCCGUAAUUUUUUGUUGUUACUUCCUUUUGCUCCUUGCUACUUGCUAUACAGAUGGCAAAUUAACACAAAGAAGACUGCUGGAUAUGAAUUUUUUGUGGGGUUGGGCUGACUAAUAAAAUAAACACAUCUAUUGUUUUUGUAGUGAAGAUUUACUUUUUAAAAAAUUGUGAAAAAUACCAUGAGAAGUCAUGUUAAUUGUUUGAAGUCCAGUUCUAUUAGUUUGAGUCCAAGCACUCCAUCAUAUUUAACAUAAUAUCCAGAAUUUAUUAGCUGCUGUUUCAAGUAAGGGAUGUCUCCGUGCAGACUGGGGAGAGUAUGUGUUGGCAGCUUUAGAUAUUCUCUCCUUUUCUCAUCUUGCCAAAGUAUAAUUGGAAGAUUGCAAAACAAUUAUUGCUUUAUUCUGUAUUAUGGCGUGGUAAGCUGUAACAAUUUAUGCUGAAAAGAACCACCUUACAUGAAGUUUACUGACAUAUGUAAAACCUACCUACCGUCGGAAUUUGUGGGCUAAGAUCAAUCUCUAUCAAGAAUUGUUUGGAAAUUUACACUUCCUCUUACUUGGUUUUGUCAAUUUACCAGCAUGAUAGCAAUUAAAGUAGUUUGUGAAAUCUGUGGCUCAAUCUAAUAAUGAAUGUAAAAUAACUCCAAAGAUAAUAUUCUCACAGGUUUUGAUAAACGUCAGAAUUAAAUCACCGGAGGUGGGUUUUCAUCACUUUGUUCCUGAAGCUGCUUUCUUCAGUGGAGCAGUGAGUUAUUAGUAUUUACAUAACAUCCAUAAACACUUCUGGAUGAUGUUUACGGUGUCAUUUGUUUUUAAAACCAUAGACUCCCUUCUUACAGGAGGUGGACACAAAUACCAAGACCUGCAUGUAAUUUCUUUAAGGAAUUGAUUUGAACUAGUACCUUUUUGUUAGGAUUUUAACAGUUUUUACACCAAAUUUUGAAAGCUUUCAGUUCUGUUCAUAAUGAAGGAUUUGAGAUUUUUAUUUGUGUGCCUUUUUAUACACAUGUUUUGAUACGACUAUGACUAGGAACUAAUGGCAGCCUCUGGUCCUAACAACAUUCUUGUUGAUUGGCCACCCAGGCUUAAAAUUUUGGCAUCUUAUGAGACAUACCCUAAGAAAUAUGAGGAGUCGUUCAGUAAAAUCAAGUUACAUUUCUCUGUUAACACCCGAACUGAUUUUUAUGUUGAGUCACUGUUCAGGAUGGGGGAUGCUUUAGAACUAGACAUUGUUACAACUGAUGUUGGAGGAGCGUGCUGUCUCAUUAGAGACCCACUACUUUGCUAGCUGCUACACAAAUUUAAAUGUUCUGCCCAGUUAACAAUAUUACCAAUUAUAUAUUUUAAAUUAGGUUUGGGGAAAAUGUAAACAGAUUUCUUAAAAAAACAAAAUUCUUGAUUUAUUGCGUAAACAGGACUUAGUUGGCAAAGAUGUAAAGCUGUUUAACAUGAUUGGAAAUAUGAAAGUAGAAACAGAUGCCCUUCUAAACAAUAUCCAAAACAAAGUCAUAAACCCAGACUUGAUUUUCAGUGAAUAAGUCCAAGCAGUUAGGUUAAGGCAUGUAACUUUUAAGCAGUAUCUUCUAUGAGAGGCAUUCUAAUAUUCUUUUAAUGAUAUGUUUCUUUUGAAACAGCGUUCAUAUAUCAUACAGUCCCUUCAAAUGAACCACUGUCUGCAAUCCUUUUAAGCAUGUAUCCUCAACAACAAUAAUAAAACAGCUUCAAAAUGUCCACCCUGAAGAAAUGAAAUGCCAUUUUGAAAUGUGUUUUAUAUUCUGUAAACAAAAGAGUCCAUUUACACUUACAUUCUUUAGUAUCUUUAGUACUCAGAUAAUUCAAAGCAAAUUUAAAUUCUAGAUAAAACAUCAGCAAUUACAUUGGAUAACCCUGCAGUGUGAACAGUUUUUAAGUGAUGGGGCUGCAAUUGUAAGCUUCAUCAAAAUAGUUUGGUAUUCUGGUUUUGAAUUUUCCCAUGAAGGCUUAAAAGACAAUGAUCGGAAUAUAUUAUUGACUCCUAAUAGUUGUGAUGGGCAUGCACUUUGGAAUGUUUAACAGUAAGUUGCAAUCCUAAGGUUUCCCCUUCCGCCAUAUAGUUUUGUUUUUGCUUACAGUUCUACUGUUUUGGGCAAUACUUGUCUUUACCCUCUGUGGCUUACCUGCCCUUACGUAAAUUCACUUUUGGCAAGGUUUAUUGCCGAAUCAGCUAACUGUAAUCUUCUGCGAAAACAGCUUCUAAUUUUUCCAAGUGGCCAUUGAAAUGUCACUUUCCAGUAUCACCAGAACGUCAUGAAGGUAAACCACACAGUUAGGAACACUGAGUACCACUUGCAUUUAUCAGUCUCUGCAAAGCAACUGGGGCAAUUUUUAGCCCAAAUGGCAUCAUUUAGCAUUGGUAGGGAUUGUCUAGUGACAAAGGACGAUAUCUCUAGAUCAUAGUGUGAAACAACCUGUUCUUAGCCUUUUAUCAACUCUAAUUGUUUAGUUCAUCUCCAGUCCUGCCAACUCUACCAAUACGGUGAUAGUAGGAACUGCAAAUGCUAGACAAUCUGAGAUAACAAGGUGGAUAGCUGGAUGAACACAGCAGGUCAAGCAGCAUCAUAGGAGCAGGAAAGCUGACAUUUCGGGCCUAGACCCUUCUUCAGAAAAUCAAUACAGCCUUCCAGUUGAGGAAUUGGGUGGGAAUCUGCCCUUGUUAUUCAUUGAUUUUAUUUUCUCUCUUUAUAGUCUAGAUAGGGAUGCUGUUUUAUAGGACGACCUUCUUGGAACCUUUUCCUGCAAAUGCAUUGUCUCUUUGACCUCACUUGGCCUUUCCAUGACAAUCACAAAAGCUACCACUUUUACUCGAGCCAAAUUAUGCCCCAGAAGCAAGUCAACGCCAUCUAUAAUUAAACCAUGGGCAACCGGUACUGUUCCAGACAGUCGUCUCUAGGUGCACCCAGAUUAAAGGUACUGGUCUAUACUUCCGGCCAUUACCAUUUACUAAAAUCCAGAUGUUCAGUGUACUGUCUGGUGGAAAAUCUGUGCCUUUCCUAAUGAGUAUUCAGUGGCUCUUGGCAAAAGAUGCUUUAAAAAUGCCUUCUUUUCAUUAAACCUCAUGUGAACUUCCACAAGGUUAAACAGUCUGUCUUUUAUCAUUAACAAUCUUGAGUUUCAAUGAGAUCAUCUCUCGUUCUUUGAAAUUCCAACGAGUAGAGUGCCAGACUUGUUCACAAGACAAUCCCUACAUAUCAGGGAUCAUCCCACCGAACUGCCUCUUAUGAAAUGAUCCUUUUCCUUAAGGAGACCAAAUCAAUUCUCAGUACUCCUGAUAUGAUCUCACUAACAGCUUGUACUGUUGCACUUCCACACUCUUGCUGUUUUAAUUCAACCUCCUUGAAAUAAGAGCUGACAUUUGUUUCGUCUUCCCAAUUACCUGUUGCAUCAGUGUGCCCACUUUCUGUGCUGUGCACAAGUACCCCAACAGAGCAAGCUGCAGCACAAAGGGACUUGGAGUUCAUGUGUGGACGUUGUAUUGGGUGGCAAGUCCACACCCUUAAUGUUGGGAUGAAAAUUAUCCAGGUAUGCAGGAACAUGAUCUAGGAUUAAUAAAAUCUUGAGCAGAUUCUUAGAGGGACACUGUCUCUCCAUCUCAAGUACAAAAUGAUACCACAACCAGCCCUCAAAAAUGCUCAACAGCAUCCAACCAAUAACUUCUAUACACCUAGAAGUGAUGCCUUCCAGAUUUCCUUGAAAACACUCAAUUUCUGCAUGAGACACAAGCAUAGACUUAUUUAUGCAAUCUAGCAACAUUAUCUUAGAACACAGAAAAGUACAGCACAGUACAGGCCCUUUGGCCCACGAUGUUGUGCCAUGAAAUAAUCCUAAUCCAAAAAUAAAAUAACCCAACCUACAUUCCCCUCAAUUCUCUGCUGUCCAUGUGCAUGUCCAGCAGUCGCUUAAAUGUCACUAAUGACUCUGCUUCCACGACUCCCACUAGUAAAGUAUUCCAUGCGCUCACAACUCCCUCUGGGUGAAGAACCUCCCUCUUACGUCGCCUCUACACCUUAAAACUAUGACCCCUCGUGGCAGUCAAUCCUGCCCUGGGAAAAAGUCUUAAAGCAAUAAGGUCAAUCUAUCUUUAGCAGAUUUAUGCCCCGGCGCAGACUUCUCCUUCACAAUGCAUGUUUGUUGGGGCAUCUCCCUGCAAACAGCCCCAUUGCAUCAAUGUUGAAUGCCUGUUCAGCAUUCUACCCCAUCUCCCUAUUUAUUUUAACCAGUGGAUCAGGAAAUUCACUUGCAGCACCAAGAUCAGUAGUAGUAGCUUCCCCUUCUAUCUUUGUUAUGCAAAUUUGCCCAUCCUUUAAAUCUAUUAAACCAACCUUGACUAGCAACCAUAUCUUCACUGUCACUCUUACCGUCAAGCCUAGACUUUAAGACUACAUUCAAGCCUUUUGCUUUUUCUUCAAUAAACGAUAGGCUAACUAGCAUAUGGUGCUAUUGGUGAUCCUUAAACCAAGCAAUUAACAGUAAUUUCUGUAAAUUCUGUAUUUAAUCCACUCCUUUGCUUAAUAAUUACUUAGCCUUCAUCGGCACUGAGCUCAUCCUAUGUUCCAGAAUAUGCGCUUUCUCUUUUACAAUAGUUCCAACUGUGGAACAGCUCAGGCCUAAUUCCUUUCUAAUAUUCAUUGGCAUUUUGCUUUCUUUAGAUUGCUUGCUUUUGUCAACUUUCUUUUCUGCUGUGACAUCGAAGAAACAUAACUGUCAGAUGUGCUUUUAGGUGGCAAGAUGACUACCGUUUUGAAACCAAAGUAGGCAUGUACUCUCGUGAAAUCUCUACAAAGUUGUAAAAGGGAGUUUUUGAACAGCCUCAUAGGGCGCUACUCCUAGUGUUGUGUGCAAUUGACAAAACUCUGUUUGUCCAGCAUUCGAGUCCUGGCACAUUGAGUUGAGCCAAUGUUUUGUGUCAUUCCUUCGGAAAUUAUUUUAGCCUUCCUCUCAACCUUGCGGAGACGUUGAAGGGCUGACACCGCAUUCAUGGUUCAUGCAAAUGUCAGGCUGCACUCAGCCAAUCAUGGGGUGAUGGGGUCUGUAUGAAACAGUGCUGUUACUUCUUUGUUUCUUAAUAUGAAGAAAUGUUUGCAUGUUGAAUCCUGAAUGUUAUGGGAUCUUGUUCUUAACUAGCAGAGUUUGUAAGUCAGAUGUUCAUAUGUCAAGGACCCCUGUACUUCAUUUGCCAACAUUUUGCUCACUUACUUAACCUAUCACUGCCUCUUUGUAAAUUAUGUCCCCCUUGCAACCUAUGUUUCCGCCUAUUUUUCUACAGUUUGCAAUUUUGCUUGCAUCACAUUCGCUUCCUUCCUCCAAGUCGUUAAUAUGGCCGGUUAUAUAUCUUAUCUCUAUUAGGUUUAAAAUAAAAAGGUUCAUCGGGCAGGUUUCUUUAAGAAACAAACUACUUGAUUUCACUGUGAAAACAACUUAUUUUGCAAAGAUGUACUGCUCAUUAAUACUGUUGCGAAUAUCAAAAAGUAAAUUUAUGCCCUUUGAAAUAAAUCGCACACAUGCAUACAGUCCAAUUUCAGAGGAAAAACAUAUUUCUGCAGAGAUUAAUUUUGAAAAAAAAAUUUUGGUUAAUAAAUGUUAUUUUUUUGAUGGAAAGAAAGUAUGAAAUGUUCAAGAUAGCUUUCAGUCAGUGUCAUGACACAAGUACACGGGUGUUACUAAAUACAGGGAGUUGUCGCUGGGAUCUUUGUAGAUGCAGUUUCUUCAGGAAUUAUAGAGAAUUCAGAUACUUUUCCAGAGAAAACACUGGACCUUCCAAAAGGAUUUUGUCAGAAAGACAAUGGAUGAACUAAGUUCAGUCUUUUAUUCCAGCUGUUUCUGGAUAAUCUGUAACACUCAGUGUUGCAUCUUGCGUAAAAUUCAAUAUUUUGUGGACAACAUGACAAGCACUUUUGGUUGGUCAAAGACUCAACAGCAUUUCAAAUAGUGUCCACAAUAUAUGAUAUUUUAAAGAAACUGGAGGUGGUGAGUGACAAUUAAUUCUGUGGAAAAACAACCAGCUUGUGCUGUUGCAGUACCCCAACAGAACUCUAAACCGUAGCUAAAACAGAGCCAUGAACCUAGGCAGUGAUAUUCAAUUUAAAAGUCCAAGCAAUUACCUGGUGCCGCCAUGUGAUUUACAAGAAAUGUCAUUUUAAAAAAGCUCCCAUGUCUUUUUAGUGACCCCGUUUUUUAAUAAGAAACACACGCUUUCUCAUCUCUUCAAAUGAACCAUUGUCCACAAUUGUUGAAAUAUAAUUUCUGAAAAAAAAAUCUGAAAUAAAAACUGAUUGCUGGAUAAACUCAGCAAGUUUGGCAGCAUGUGUGGAGAGAAAACAGAGUUCAUGUUUCAGGUCCAGUGACCCUCCUUCAGAGCCCAAAAAAUUAUAAGAAAAUAAAGUUGAGAAUGUCAGUAUUUUAGUCAAUCAUUAUGUAAAGUCUUGCUCUUGAAUAAAUGAAUAAAGCAUGUAAAAGAUUACAAAACACUCUGAUAAUGCACUAACCAGUUGGUUUCCCUCAGAUUUAAUUGUUUCUGACUAAUCAACACCAGGUCCAUGGGCCAUAUAUCUCUGUACUAAAGGGUGUGGCAGCCAGCUUUACUACAGCUCACCUACACACUGUUUAACUUUUCUGAGAUGUGUAACAGAUUGCAAAUCUUGAAAUUAGCUGUAUUUCUAUCCACAUAUGUGAACUGUUAGCUGUUAAAUGGCAUGAUGUUACAAAGCAAGAGUCAUAGUCAUAGAGUUAUACAGCAUGGCAACAGACUCUUCCAUCCGUCUAGUCCAUGCUGACCUUGUUCCCAAACUAAAUUAGUCUCACUUGUCUGUGUUGGCCCAUAUCUCUCCAAAUCUUUUUUAAAUGUUGUAACUGUACCUGCAACUACCAUUUCCUCUGGCAGUUCAUUCCACGUACGAACCACUCUGUGUAAACAAGAAAAAAAUCCCCCUUUAAAGUCCUUUUUAAAUCUUUCUCCACUUUGCCCCCUUGUUUUGAAUUUCCCCAAGCUAGGGGAAAGACUCUUGCUCUUUACCUUAUCUAUGCCCCUCAUGAUUUUACAAACCUCUAAGGUCAUCCCUCAACCUCCUAUGUUCCAGUGGAAAAACGUCCCAGCCUAUUUUUAUAACUCAAACCUUCCAUUCCCAGCAGCAUCCUGGUAAAUUUUUUCUGAAUGGUCUCUAGUUUAGUAAUAUCCUUCAUAUAACAGGGCAACCACAACUGUGCACACUACUCCAAAAGAGGCCUCCCCAGUGUUCUGUACAACUUCAACAUGACAGCCAAACUCCUAUACUCAAAGGCCUGAGCAAUGGGAAUUUGCUUUCAAAAUCACAUGCACAUAGAAUCUAAGAAGCACAGCUUUUUGUUGUAAACUGGUUUCACAUAAUCCUAGUAUAUACUUGUAGCCAGUUAUUACAGGUAGCCUCUUCACGAGCCAUUUAGCCUCAUCCAAUCAUCCUACUUGUUAAUCAUUCUACUUGAUAUUCUUCUAACAACAAUCUAAUUCCUUCACAAUAAAAUUUAUAAAUUCUUAUGAGCUGUUCUGACAGAGAAUUCAACUGUCUUGCCACUCCUGUGUAGUGUUGUUUUUGUUACACUUUCUCAUUUAAUCAAAUUAAUGCCAUCUUUUAAUAAGCUUUCUUCCAACCAAUGUAAAACAGCCCACCACUGCAAGACCAUGAACUCUCAUCUUUAGAAUCUAGUGGAAAAAAAAUCCUAAGCUUUUAAAAUUCUUGCUGAAUCUACCUUGUGUUAAAUGUCCUUCUAUAAAUGAUCCUCACACUGCGCAAAACAUUCUGUUUAUACCCUAACCUCUUAUGCACAGCCAGUGUUGCCUGAUUUAUUUUACAUUCUUUGUCCUAGUCUUUAAUAGGUUGAUUUAAUUUGUCUGUGUGCUUGAAACACCACUUUUAAUAAUGUAUGUGUCUACGUUUCUUUGCAGAAAAUUCUGCGCAACAGUGUUUUUGUUUUUGUAAAUGUGUUGAAAUACAGCGUUAUGCAAGAUAUUUAUGUUAAAACAAAAAAAAUGUUUAAAGGCAUUGGCUCUUUUGAAACAAAGUUUCCAAUUAGUUUUUCAUCACCCCCUCCUGUUUUGUACAAAGAUAAUUUGGUCAUUGAAGAAAAUGCUCCCAAACUGUAAAUUUCAAUUUAAAAUAGGAGCCUUUUUUUCAACCCUAAGGUAUUGGCUAUGUUGUUUAAUCUCAGGUUGCUUCUCACUAACGUUAAGAAUGAUCCCCCUUGUUUAAAAUGAGUUUCUUUUUCACUUGAACAGUGCCAGUUUAAUCCAGAUCUUGGAUGAUUAUUUUUAAAAACUUUUGGAAUCCUUUCUGGUUUGUAUCAUUUUAAAAGAAUGGAAAAGUCAAAUUUUUAUCUGUGUUUCCAUGAGGCACUAAUUGGUUUAGAUUAAUCAAUCACUUCACCAUCACUUGCAUUUAGCGGAAAGUGCAUUUUAUUACAUACCACCAUUGGUGCAGCAUUUCAGAUUGUGGUUUGCCAAAUGUCAAAUGGAAUAAACAAGUUAUUGUUUAUUGUUAUAAAUUGAGAUUCUUGUAUUUUCAGAUUGUGGUACCUUUGCUUGGUUAGUAACUGACAACCAGGAUUGUUACUUGUGUCCACUUUCACUUUAUAGGGAUUUGACUUGCAACAGCUUAGCAAUUUUACAUAACAGUGUUGUUUGCCAUGUACUUUAUUGCCAAAAACCCUGUAAAAUCAAGAAGUGUAAAAUAUUGCAACUUCAAUAAAAA
Stegostoma tigrinum is the source of this 15271-nucleotide messenger RNA. RefSeq names its product arkadia (rnf111) N-terminal like PKA signaling regulator 2n (gene ark2n). Gene Ontology annotation, biological process: ubiquitin-dependent protein catabolic process. The transcript has 3 exons. Bases 598 to 1800 code for a protein of 400 amino acids. The record is from RefSeq and is a predicted model, not a curated record. Gene Ontology annotation, molecular function: ubiquitin protein ligase activity. NCBI's taxonomy places the organism in Eukaryota, Metazoa, Chordata, Chondrichthyes, Orectolobiformes, Stegostomatidae.